AUGAGGGGUUGGGCACGCGGCGCCAGCGCAGCCUCACUCGUGAGGACUCGGAGCGAGUUCCCACCAGCGGUGAGCUGAAAGGUGUGUCGGGGAGAUGUCUGCCCCGAACCGCAACCGAACCCGCCGCCGUGUUCGUCCGCAGCCCAGCUACCGCCGCCACGUCGCGUGACGGGGCAACAGGGAGGCAAGAAUCACGGGGGAUGAGAGCACCAUGCCCGCCGCGACAACAUGCCUGCUGUUCGCCUCGCUGUGCGCGAGCUGUGCGGGGACAGGUCUGUGGGAGCGCGUGACGCUGGAGAACGGGCAGCCGCACGCGGGGGAGCUGGUCCAGCCCAAGCGGCUCCUCCAACAGGUCCACUCCGAUGAAGAGAUGCUGCACAGCCGCCUGGAUACCCGGGUCAAACACCCCCCUGAACAAGAAACGCAGCAGCCCGUCCAUCUGUCCCAGAGCAGCUUCCUGGUAGAGGCCUUCGGCGCUUCGUUCAUCCUUGACCUUGAACUCAACCACAAUCUUCUGUCUACAGACUAUGUGGAGCGGCACUUUGGAAAUGGACAGCAGUCCCAGAGUUUGGGAGGGGAGCACUGCUAUUACCACGGACGGGUGCGGGGGCUGCCGGGUUCCUGGGUGGCUUUAUCUACCUGUCUUGGCUUGGAGGGAAUGUUUUCCGAUGGGAAUUUCUCUUAUGGGAUUGAACCUGUUGGGAAUUCUCAGCAGGAAAAUCAUAUCGUCUAUCGGAUACCUGACAUUGACCUCUUCCAGCUUCCUUUUCCAGCAGGGUGCUCCGGGAACAGCACGGCGCCUGAAGGACAGUCAGAUGGUUACAGCAAAGUAGACAAGCUGAAGGAUGGAAGUGGAGCGACCAGCAGCGAGACAAAGGUUUUUCCAGGCCUGAGACGCUCAAAGAGACAAGUGAGGCGUGGACAACGCACCGUCCUGACGGAGACCAAAUACAUCGAGCUGAUGGUUGUAAACGAUUAUGAAAUGUUUGUUCGGCUAGAUCGGUCCACGGAGAAGACGAAGAAUUUUGCCAAAUCGGUGGUGAACAUGGCUGAUUUGAUCUACAAAGAGCAGCUUAACACCCGCAUCGUCCUGGUCGCCAUGGAAACCUGGUCGUCUGAGAACAAAGUUGCUGUUGUUGACGACGCCAUGCUCACGUUGCGAGACUUCAUGAAGUAUAGGAAGAAGAGCAUCGGAGACCGCUGCGAUGCCGUGCAUCUCUUCUCCGGGAAAACGUUUAAGAGCAACCGUGGCGAGGCGGCGUACAUCGGAGGCAUCUGCUCCCUGACACGGGGUGGAGGCGUCAAUGAGUAUGGCAGCAGGGGCCCCAUGGCAAUCACUCUGUGUCAGAGUCUGGGGCAGAACAUCGGCAUGCUAAGGAACAAGGAGCAAACAUCUGCAGGAAGCUGCAGGUGUCCAGACCCAUGGCUUGGCUGCAUCAUGGAAGAUACGGGCUACUACCUGCCGAGGAAGUUUUCCCGCUGCAGUAUUGAGCAGUACCUGCGUUUCCUCCAGCAGGGAGGAGGCAGCUGCCUCUUCAACAAGCCUACAAUGCUUUUGGACCCUCCAAAGUGUGGAAAUGGAUUUGUGGAGCUUGGAGAGGAAUGUGACUGCGGGUCACAUGAGGAAUGUGCUCUGAAAGGAGCCAACUGCUGUAAAAAGUGCACUCUUACCCACAAUGCCUUGUGUAGUAAUGGGCUCUGCUGCAGAGACUGCAAGUAUGAGCUGAGAGGCGUGACGUGCCGUGAAGCCGUCAACGACUGUGACAUUGCAGAGACCUGCACAGGAGACACCAGCCAGUGCCCUCACAAUGUCCACAAACUGGACGGAUACGCCUGUGCUGCAGGUCGGGGUCGCUGCUAUGAAGGGCGCUGUAAGACCAGAGACGACCAGUGCAGAACUCUGUGGGGCUUCGACUCGGCCGACAGAUUUUGCUACGAAAAGCUGAACUCUGAAGGCACAGAGAAAGGAAACUGCGGUCCAGACCCCCGUGGUCAGGGAUGGGUGCAGUGCAACAAGCAGGAUGUUCUGUGUGGCUUGUUGCUUUGCACGAAUCUGACGGCCCAGCCGAGGUUUGGAGAACUGCAGGGGAGGCUGACCAGUCUGACUGUCCACCAUCAGAACAGAUACAUGGACUGCAGGGGGGGUCACGCAGUCCUGGACGACGGUUCUGAUCUGGGUUACGUGGAGGACGGGACCCCAUGUGGACCCAGUAUGAUGUGUUUGGAGCGGCGCUGCCUCCCCAUCACCACCUUCAACCUCAGCACGUGCCCAGGUUCUUCCUCCUCCCACGUCUGCUCCCACCACGGCACUUGCAGCAAUGAGGUGAAGUGUAUUUGUGAUCCAGAUUACACUGGGACGGACUGUAGUGUGUUCCACCCAAUCCCCACCCCGACGCCGGAUGACCAGACCGAGAAGCACAAAGGUCCAAGCGGCACCAAUAUUAUUAUAGGCUCGGUUGCUGGUGCAAUUCUACUGGCAGCAAUCAUCCUUGGAGGAACAGGCUGGGGAUUUAAAAACAUCCGGAAAGGAAAGUAUGAGUCCACCUUUUAGUCCUAAUUCCAGCAGCUUCAUCAGCCUCACGUCACUGUGUAUCAUUUAAACAUAAGGCCAUCUGUUUUGUAAUCCAGCGUCUAAUAUCUGCUUUAUUUUAUUUCAUGUGUGUUUACACAGGAAGUAAAAUCUAAAGAAAAAUGUAUGAUAAUAAUUUAUGAUUUUCUGUUAUAUUAUCCAUUAAAAAGUUCAGAAUCUUAACAAGCAUUAUAAAAAAAAAAGAAAUGUAUUAGUUAAUUAUAGAUUUGUACUGUUUGCUCUAUCAGUAAGUUUGUGGUUAAUUGUGUUGAUUUUGUAAAGUUAUGGAGCUUAUUUUUGCAGUAUUUUGAGCAUUCAUGUGCUUUCUGUUAAUUUUUGGUUGGUAAACAUAAAAUACAUUUUACUUGUUUUAUCAUUGAUGUUUAGUUUCUGAUGUUUUUCCGUUUCUUAUUGUUUUGCUUUAUUUGUUUUAUCUGUUCAUUUAGAAAACAUUCAUACACAGACAAAAAUAAUAACUUCUGAUAUUUUCGUUCAAAGCUAAACUCUGUUCUAGCCUUUGUUGGAUUUCUCUUUGUUUUCUCUUAACUCAAUUGCACUUGUUUAAUGCCGUGUCGCACAGCCGCUACGUAUAUUUUGCACGUUUUCCACAUUUAUUUGUACUUCCUCCGUGGUUUUAACGUGGUUCUUUCAUGAUACAUCUGUGAAAAUUUCACGUAAAGGCCACAACUUUUCUCACUUUUUCUCACGCAUGACCAACUUUCCGUGCAAUAUGUGCAACACGUACAUAGUGGCUGUGUGACAUGGCCUUUAGUUCACCAUAUUCUUUUUUCUCAUCUGUUCCUCUUCUGUUUCUAGAUCUUCUGGAGUUUGACUUGUUCCUCUCUGCUGUCCUGCCCUUUUCACACUCCCUGCAGUCCACUUUAAGGAGACACAACAACAAUCGUCUUCCACAUUUGAGCCAUCAGACUUUUUCUCUGGUUUCCUCUUCUGACUUUCUUACCUGUUUAGUUCUGGGGGGAAAAUCCGGAGCCUUUUGGAAGCCCUGAAGACCCGUUGCCUCAUUUUGAUCUGCAGCAUUUUGACCUGGCAGGUUCUUAUUCUAUAGUUUAUCUAUUUUGUUUUUUUUCAGUUUGCAAUCUUCUACCGUUUAGACUGUUAAGCUUCAGCCCUUUAAGUGUUUCAGUGGAACACAAACGUAUUCUGUUUUUUUUAAUGUCUCCUAUAUCCAAAACCUCCUUACUACCAGAUUCAAACAAUUGUCCAGUCAAAAAUUUUUUUAAAUCCACCAAAAACAACAAUUUCCAGAGUCCCACCCUCCUCACAUUUUGUUUCAUUAAAAAGACCCAAUUGUCCUCUGUAGACACCAAAAUGAGUUAGUUAAGUAUCAUGCAGUGGUGGGGAGAUAUUCAGGUUUAGAAAUGUCCUCUACAGAAGAAACAUUUGACAUUGCUGGUAGUUUGACAGGUGCAGAUUAACUGGAUUUGCAGUGUGUAAAUAUCACUGAAGUGUCGGCCGUUGCUCUGUAAACCCUUACAUUCCACUGUAACAGCCAUACAUUAGCUUCUGGUGCUGCUGGGAAACAAAAGCACAAAUCUGGAGAUUCUUUCUCCACCAAAAUGUAUUUAUCAACACAGAAUCUCUCUUAAAAAUCUGCAAAUAUGCUGUUUGCCAAGUUAGAUCAAGAAAAAGAAUAAGAACUGUGAAAUAAAUAAAAUAAGGCCUCGGAUUAUUUAAUCUCCUUUGAGACAAUGUAUGUAAGUGUAAACACAGAGCAUUUAACUUCAAGGUAAGAAAUACAAAAAUGUUCAUUUCCAUCCAGAACUUCCAUUUUAGGGUCACUGGGUUGCUGGAGCCUAUCCUAGCUAAUGUUGGGUGAAGGCGGGGUUCACCCUGGACAUGCCACGGUCAUUUCCCUUUACAAAAAUACACAAUGAUCCAUGUGUGCAUCUUUAACUUAUCAUUCCAUGGAUUAUAUUCCAGUGAAAGUAUAAAACAACCUCUGACUAAUAAUAAUAAUAAUUAAUAUGGACCUAACACCUGAAGAUAAUUGCACAGCAAAUUACUGCAGCAUUAAUGUAUGAAACUUUUCUACACAUCUGUUUAAAUAACACAAACGGGAAACAAAAACACUGAAGGACAGAGCUGAAGGUCUCGUUGUGUUUGCUGCCUCUGUUUAUGAUGAAACAGCGACGUUUGCUAUUGGCUUUCAGCAAAAAAUACUCUGAAUAUUAAAACAUAUCUGAACACCAA
This is a messenger RNA of Oryzias latipes (Japanese medaka), 4780 nucleotides long. RefSeq names its product disintegrin and metalloproteinase domain-containing protein 11. Gene Ontology annotation, molecular function: metalloendopeptidase activity. The record is from RefSeq and is a predicted model, not a curated record. NCBI's taxonomy places the organism in Eukaryota, Metazoa, Chordata, Actinopteri, Beloniformes, Adrianichthyidae. Gene Ontology annotation, biological process: proteolysis.